This is a messenger RNA of Populus nigra (black poplar), 741 nucleotides long. RefSeq names its product secreted RxLR effector protein 161-like. The record is from RefSeq and is a predicted model, not a curated record. The coding region runs from base 1 to 741 and encodes 246 amino acids. Lineage: Eukaryota; Viridiplantae; Streptophyta; Magnoliopsida; Malpighiales; Salicaceae. The transcript has a single exon.
AUGGCGAUAAGUCUACUCAAAGCAAUGAAACUGCCCAAACAAUACUGGGCUAAAGUUGUAUCAUGUGCAGUGUAUCUACUGAAUCCCUGCCCAACCAAAAGUUUGCAAGCUGUCACUCCACAAGAAGCAUGGAGUGGUCUGAUGGCACACUUUCUUGGCUUAGAAGUGGUGCAAAAAGAAGAAGGGAUUUUUGUAUCCCAAAGCAGUUAUGCCAAAGACAUUCUUGAAAGGUUCAAGAUGGAAAACUGCAAUCCGGUAUCAACUCCAGUUGAGAAUGGAGUAGAAUUGAGGAAGAGUAAAGUUGGAACUGUUGAUCCAACUUACUUCAAAAGCUUAGUAGGAAGUUUAAGGUACUUGACAUGUACCAGACCGGAUAUACUCUACAGAGUUGGUCUUAUCAGCAAAUACAUAGAGACACCAGACCAGUCUCAUUUGAAUGCAGCCAAGAGAAUUCUUCGCUACAUCAAAGGCACAAUAAAUGAAGAUAUGUUUUAUACCUCAAGUACAAAUUUCAAUCUCACUGGCUACUCGGAUAGUGAUUGGGGUAGAGAUCUGGAUGAAAGGAAAAACACAAUAGAGUUUGUCUUUUUCAUGGGAAAUACAUCUUUCACAUGGUCAUCUAAGAAGCAAUCGAUAGUAACGUUAUCAAGCUAUGAAGCUGAGUAUGUUGCUGCCAACUCAGCUGUAUGCCAUUUAAUAUGGUUAAGGAAUAUGUUGAAGUUUUUGGGAUUUCCUCAAUAA